GGUGAUCUCAUCAUCAAUUGCCCUACCUAUCAGCUUGCCACCGCAUUCAGUGAUGCAGGUCUUCCUGUCUACAAGAUGAUAUUCAGAGCCAGCACACAAAUCCACGGUGCUAGCGCCGCUUUCCUUAACUCGUCUGCUCCUCUGACAUAAGAUCCGGAAUUGGCCGCAAAGAUGCAAGAUUAUUGGAUCUCGUUUGUCAAGACCAUGGAUCCUAACGGCGGAAAGAAUGAUUCCUCUGGAGUUCAAAGGCAGACGUGGCCGAGGUACACCGGAAACUGCAGGAAUGAGACGAGCUUCUCGGUGUUGGAGGUCUAUGGAAGUGACGUCAGUGUGAAAGCUGAUGAAGACACUGAUGGCCGUUGUGGUUUCCUGCUUGGACAUUCUGAGAAGAUUACGAAUUGAGGCAGAAGAGCCCUUCGACCGUUUUGGCAACUAGCUCUCUAUGGAUGCGAUUGCAAUCAGAGUUGACGGUGGAUGGAGUAAAACUCCACUCCACUCCAAACUCUAGUGCUAGAGUGGAGUGGAGUGGAGUAGUAGGGGGGUUAGAGUAGAGUGGAGUAGUAUGCUCCUAACUCCAGCA
Aureobasidium pullulans EXF-150 is the source of this 580-nucleotide messenger RNA. RefSeq lists its product as uncharacterized. The transcript has a single exon. The coding region runs from base 172 to 402 and encodes 76 amino acids. The record is from RefSeq and is a predicted model, not a curated record. Lineage: Eukaryota; Fungi; Ascomycota; Dothideomycetes; Dothideales; Saccotheciaceae.